Miscanthus lutarioriparius is the source of this 315-nucleotide messenger RNA. The record is from the annotation of a GenBank genome assembly. NCBI's taxonomy places the organism in Eukaryota, Viridiplantae, Streptophyta, Magnoliopsida, Poales, Poaceae.
AUGACGACGAAGCCGAGCAUGCAGAGCGGGGCUGCGGUGGCGGAGAAGGCGGCUGCGGCGGGCCGCGGCGUCAAGGCCACCGAGGAGCAGGCGAGGGCGAUCAUCUGCACUGCCAAGAGGGUGGUGGAGGAGGCGGCAGCCAACAAGGCCAAGACGAUAGGCCGGGACGGCGCCGGGAAACCGCCGCCGCCGUCGUCGCUGAAGAGGUCGCUCGAGUGCUUCCUGGAAGGGCGAAAGAACAAGGCGCCGUCGUCUUCCGCAACUCGUCGCCACCUCGAGACCUCCACCGCAUCUUCAUCUUCGUCGUCUAACUAA